AUGUCAUUGCUCGAGGACUGUGAACAGGGCAAAGAGGAGAAGAAGAUGCUCCUUUCAAGUUCCCAGGAGUUGGAAAAAUACAGCAUUUUGGAGGUUGAUGCUGUGAAGGCGACUAAGGAGAUUGACCGACUUAAAUCCAAUGUUGCGAAACUUACUGAUCAAAAUGAAGAGCUUAACGGAAGACUAAAGGAGGUUGUCAAGUUUGAGAAGAAAGCCUUGGAUGAAGCUUCUCGUUGA
This is a messenger RNA of Ilex paraguariensis (yerba mate), 237 nucleotides long. NCBI's taxonomy places the organism in Eukaryota, Viridiplantae, Streptophyta, Magnoliopsida, Aquifoliales, Aquifoliaceae. The record is from the annotation of a GenBank genome assembly.